AAAGCCAGAACUGGGACUUCCCCGGUGGUCCAGUGGUUAGGACUCAGCGCUUUCACCACCAAGGGCAUGGGUUCAAUCCCUGGUCGGGGAACUAAGAUCCCACAAGCUGCGAGGCGUGGCCAAAAAAAUAAAUUUAGAAAAAAGAAGGGCCAGAGCUUGAAGCACUCACCCACCAGCAAAUGGGAGUCGGACUUUGCCUGUGGUCUUAGGGAGCAAGGGGUCUCUCUUGAGAAGUCGUGGCCACAGGCCUGAGCGCCAAGCACGUGUGGGUCUGUUGAGGGAGGAGCACCCUCUCCUGGGCACCUGCAGAGGCCCUGCCCACGCCCGCUCCAAGGCCCGCCCUCAAGCCCAGGAGGAGGUCCCCCGGGCCAGGAUCUGUGCACGCGAACAGCCCCCUCGAGCCAGCGGGCAGCUGACCUGCUGAGAGGCUGAGGGUCAUACUGUCAGGGCUUGGGUGAUGAACUGUUGGACCGUGAAAGAGACGAUGCAAAGAAGGAAUCGAAAGUUGAGAGAAACAGGCCAGUUUGAAACGCCCACGCCCUGCCCAGUGCCACCCGCAUGGCUGCUGCCUCCGUCCCUGCGUCCCUGCCCUGCGCUGCCCGCCGCCCCUGAGAUGUCGGCAUCUGCUAAGCCUGCGGCCCUGGCAGAGCUGGCGCCGGGCCCCGGUGAGAAGCCAGGGGGACGGCCGCUCCUGGCCUGGGGCCCCGUGUUUGGCCACCGGAGUGAGAAGAUCGCGUUUGGCCAGAGCGAAGGUGGCCCCGACGAGCAGGUGCUCACGGUCACCGUCACCGAGACGACCGUCAUCGAGGCGGACCUGGGCGUGUGGGGUGCCCGCGCCCUCAUCUACCUCACACUCUGGUUCUUCUUCAGCUUCUGCACCCUGUUUCUCAACAAGUACAUCCUGUCCCUGCUGGAAGGGGAACCCAGCAUGCUAGGGGCCGUGCAGAUGCUGUCAACCACGCUUAUCGGCUGUGUUAAAAUAUUUGUCCCCUGCUGUUUGUAUCAGCACAAAACCCGGCUUUCUUACCCUCCCAACUUCAUCAUGACGAUGUUGUUCGUGGGUCUCAUGAGGUUUGCAACAGUGGUUUUGGGUCUGGUCAGCCUGAAAAACGUGGCUGUGUCCUUUGCUGAGACGGUGAAGAGCUCGGCCCCCAUCUUCACUGUGAUCCUGUCCCGGACCGUCCUGGGGGAGCACACCGGGCUGCUGGUCAACCUCUCGCUCAUCCCUGUCAUGGGCGGCCUGGCGCUGUGCACGGCCACCGAGAUGAGCUUCAACUUCCUGGGGUUUUCGGCCGCCUUGUCCACCAACAUCAUGGACUGUUUGCAGAAUGUUUUCUCCAAAAAGCUCCUCAGCGGGGACAAAUAUAGGUUCUCGGCCGCGGAGCUGCAGUUCUACACCAGUGCAGCAGCCAUGGCCAUGCUCGUCCCAGCCUGGAUCUUCUUCAUGGACUUGCCGGUGAUCGGGAGGAACGCGAGGAGCUUCCGCUACAGCCAGGACGUGCUGCUUUUGCUGCUGGCGGACGGCGUCCUCUUCCACCUGCAGAGCGUCACGGCCUACGCCCUCAUGGGGAGGAUCUCCCCCGUGACCUUCAGUGUCGCCAGCACCGUCAAGCACGCCCUGUCCAUCUGGCUCAGCGUCAUCGUUUUCGGCAACAGGGUCACCAGCCUGUCAGCCGUGGGCACCGUGCUGGUGACAGCCGGAGUCCUGCUCUACAACAAGGCCAAGCAGCAGCAGCGGGAGGCCAUGCAGAGCCUGGCUGCGGCCACCAGCCAGUCCCCAGACAGCAGCCCUGAGCCGCUGCUCCCUCCGGACCCCCGGCCACACCACUGAGCCCCGGAGCCUCAGGGGCGCCGCGCACCACGCCCCUCCUCGCCAGUGGGGGACCCCCUUCGCCUCUCCCGCUCCCUGGACGGCAGGCGUGGGGCCUCCGGCUCCACGGGUCACGGUCUGGGUGUGGGAGGUGCGAGUGGGCAGCCUUUCCCGCUCUUUCCUGGGACGCUCGGUCAGAGCUGGGGGAGCUCGAAUCGGGGUCCCAGGUGUCAGCCCCUGGGGCGCAGACCACAGCUGCCACUGAGCCGUUGCCGAGCCACGUGACAACCUCCUCCUGGCGGCCUCUGCGCACCCCCUGCAGCCAGGCCAGGCCCCGAUUCCUCUGUGGGUGACGACCACUGGGGAUAGCUGCAAAGUCGGGGCUGCAGCCAGGUGCCAGCGGCCGCCCUCCCCACUUGCAGCCGGCGGAGAGAACCCGCUUCCCCACGCCAGCCGUCGGCGGCCACCCGAGGUACGUCCGGCUCCUCGGCCGUCAGGGAGUCUGUCCGCUGGGCUCGGACGGGCUGCCCCACUGCCCGGACACGGAGGCCACGGCAUCGGGGCACAGAGCGGAGAGGGGACAGCUGGGGUGCAGAGACCGGCGUCCCUGCUCCUGAGGAUGGAGUGUCCGGCCCCACCCUCCCGCCCGAGGUGGAGCUGCCCGCAUCAGCACCACUUAGGGGAGGUCACUGGCGGAGCGAACGCGGCCCCACCCCUUUCCGUGCCUGCUGCGCCGAGCUCUUCACCUGAAGGUCCAGCCCUCACCUGCGGCCGGGGCGUCCCCAGAGGCCCAGACGUGGUUUCCAGCCCGAGGCUGCGGGCGGCCCCCCUCAGUGUUUGGCUCAGGGAGGGGGCUGCUGUCCCUUCUGCUCCCCUGGGCGAGAGGCAGGCUGUUCGGAGCGCCCCCGGGGAGCACCCGUCCCCACUCAGCUGGUCGGGAGCCUUGCCUUGUCUCGUCAACGAGGCUUUUAGAAUUUUCCCUCGUGAAUGAUGAGCAGGACGAGUGUGGAAUAUUUACAGUUUUUGUUAUGUUGCGUUUAAAAGGACAGUGUAGGUUUUUAAAAGGAAAUACAGGCAUAGGUGGCUUCUGGAACGCAUCGUGUAUGCCAGGUAGACCACAGACCCGCAGCCCGGCCCCGCCCACCUCCUCCAGAGCAGACAAACGGAUGGCCAGGUGUUUGAGGCCUGUGGUGGGCUGAGGCUCCACCCCUCGCUUCACCCCUUGCCUCGCAGCCUGUUGGGAUUUCUGAUCGGGACGCAGCCCCCUCCCUCCCACCAGGCUCGAGCUCUGGGGCUUGUCAGGUGCAGCCCUACUCGGGGCCGCAGGCUGGCCACCUGGCCAUCUCCAGCCAGUCUGCGGACAGAGCCACCCGAAGGCACGAAUCGUUCCCUGAGUCUCAGGCAACAGUCCCAGCUGUUCGGGGCCUGGGUUCCCUGAUUGCUUCUCUGGUUUUCCAGUUGGCUUCUCAGCUGGAAAAUAUAAAAUAGCCCCUCCUGGAGAGCAAAUCUCUUGGAAACAGAGCAAUAACUACAUUUCACUAAGUUCUGCUAACUUUAAAAAGCUUGUAAUGAUGAUGGAUUAAAAUGAGGCCUUUUAAACUACAAACAGCCUUUUUACGAAGCUGACCUCCUGCUCCAGAGGACGGCGAGUCCCACGCACCUUCACUGUGCAGGGGUUGCUCGUGUGACUUCCCCAGGUUUUAUCCCUUUCCUCUUUUUCUGCUUCCCCCCAAAACAAAACUAAAGAGGGUUCUUUGGCUGUAGCUGGGGUGGCCAGCUGGUGCGCUGGUCUGUGAGGACCAGAGGGAAAGCACCGAUUCCCUGGACCUGCUGCCUCUGUCCUCAGACCGUGGCCGCUGUGCCCACGGCUGAUGGUGAGACGGGAACAGAAGGGGCGCAUCUGAGUGUGAUCAGGUGCCAGCCGCCUGCGUCCGAGGGUUGGUAGGGACCUGGGUCCCUGCCUCCUGUGGACGUGCCCCUCCCUCCACUCUCAUCCUGUUUUGAUUUUCUAGAUAUUAGGACCAAGAAAGAUUUUUCUAAAUUAUUAGUACAUGAGGCAGUUUCUAGCAAAGCUGCUUUUGAGACUUCUCCUCAUCCCGGGUGGGAGACCACAAAACGCGUGCUACAGCUUCAUUCCGUCUGCAUCUCCACCCCUAAGUCGUCCACAUGUUGGGCGUUUCCGGGACAGCCCUGCGCCGAGAGUCAAAACCCGCAGCCUGGCAAUGGCAUUUGUUUAAUAACCGUACAGACGUGUUUUUUAAUUAAGUUUGUUUAGUCGUUUUUUAGUAUGUUCUUUUCACUGAACCAUCGCAGGCGUGCUCGUACCAGUGUUGACACUGGGUGUUGUGUGUUACAUUGGGUCCACUCCUCCUAUGUCUUUGGUCGUUGUCCGUGCCCUUGUAAACAAACACUUGAACCAGGCUUCUGAAUCUGGUCAUCUGCUUACUUACGUUGAUAGUUAGAGGUGUAGAGAUCUCUGGCUUUCAAGGAAAUUUCCACUACUGAGUGGCAUAAAAAAGGCUUUUUUAAAAAAGAAUUCUGAUAGUCAUAAUUUCCUGCAUAUCAGCGUUAAAAUCAUCUGCCUUGGAAAGCUGAGAAUUCUCCUGCACAAUCCAAAAUGUGUCUUCAAUUUGUGAGUCAAACAGUAAAAAAUUGCUGCACGAGGAAUAUCAUCCACGUGGAGCCGUGCUCGUCGCCGCCCUUGAAAUACUUUCCGCAGACUGGUGGGCUUUCCCUCCUGUGCGGCGCUGACUGUCCCAUGGAUGGUCAUUUAUAGACGGGCCAGAGGGGAUCAAAGAAAUGCAACAUGUCUUUUUACAUCUGUCCAGGGGGUGUGCUUCCUGAUGCAUGAAAGUAUUUUCACUGUUCCCCUGGGUUGGAAAAAUUAAACAAGGAUGUUAUUACAGGUAGAAACCCUCCUGUCUUUUUGCCUUUGACCAACAUUGUGCUAAGGGCUCUGUUCUUUUCCAAAACACGUACAUGCCCUGGUUGGGACCUCUUUGUUUUCUUAGUUUAUAAAUAAGAACGUCCCAGCUCCCCUGAAGAGCCUGCCUACUUCUCUAUCCUGGCUGAGGGGCUGAGAGGAGAGUCACGAGGUUGUCCUGACCAUCGCUUGGCUUACUCACCCUGCAGCUCAGGGUGUAACACCUCCCGGUUUGCUGUCUCUGUAGUAUCUCCUCCUCUUCUCCUGAGGGCUGAGAGUCUGAGUUUGAUGGCCGCGGGGUCCAUGCCUAGAUGUCCAAACUGAGGUGGAAACUGUUCUAAUUGGAAAAGUGUUUGGUUUUUUUUUUUUUUUCCAGUUUUCAUCAGAGGAAAACUGGCAUUCAGCUGAUGUGCUAUUUCUAGACUGCAGAUGUGAGUAGCGUCUGCACCCGCCCAGGGCGGUGUUGUGGGCACCACGUUGCAGAGGGCCACAGUGAGAGUGACUUUCCCACACUGAAAAACUUGAAACUUACAUCAAUAAUUGUCUGUAUCAGAACCAAAUUAUAUGUGCUUUAUACCAAACAAAACUGCGGAGAACUAAAAGUACAUUGUGCAAAAUGUCUAUAGUGUUUUGUAUUUCACUUAUUUCAGUAUUUAUGUGAUUAGAUGAAUUCUUUCUAGAAAAUGGUGGUUAAAUAAUUGAGUCACUGUUAAUUCUGCUAUGGUAAUACAUCGAUGCUGUACAGUGAAUCCUGUGGAUGCCCCCUGGUUAUUUUUGUCUAAAUUAAGCCACCAUGGUAGCAACUAUCUAGGACUCUUGUUCUGCAAAAGUAAAAUAAAUGUUC
Mesoplodon densirostris (Blainville's beaked whale) is the source of this 5577-nucleotide messenger RNA. It is a transcript of the gene SLC35E2B, whose product is annotated as solute carrier family 35 member E2B. The record is from RefSeq and is a predicted model, not a curated record. Gene Ontology annotation, molecular function: antiporter activity. Gene Ontology annotation, cellular component: Golgi apparatus. NCBI's taxonomy places the organism in Eukaryota, Metazoa, Chordata, Mammalia, Artiodactyla, Ziphiidae. The transcript is spliced from 9 exons. The coding region runs from base 458 to 1831 and encodes 457 amino acids.